Molecule: messenger RNA, 738 nt
Organism: Umbelopsis ramanniana AG
Lineage: Eukaryota; Fungi; Mucoromycota; Umbelopsidomycetes; Umbelopsidales; Umbelopsidaceae
Exons: 3
Coding region: 1-738 (245 amino acids)
Biological process (GO): cytosolic ribosome assembly; assembly of large subunit precursor of preribosome; maturation of 5.8S rRNA
Cellular component (GO): cytosol; nucleolus; preribosome, large subunit precursor
Molecular function (GO): ribosomal large subunit binding
Source: RefSeq, a predicted model, not a curated record
AUGGCUGUCCGUGCUCAAUUCGAGAACAGUAACGAAAUUGGUGUCUUCUCCUUGUUGACCAACUCCUACUGCUUGGUCGCUGUUGGCGGCUCAGAAAACUUUUACAGUGUGUUUGAAGGAGAACUCGGCGACGUUAUACCCGUUAUUCACACCACCAUUGCUGGAUGCCGAAUCAUCGGACGUCUUUGCGUCGGCAAUAAGAACGGCCUCUUGGUCCCCAACACUACCACUGACCAAGAACUCCAACACAUUCGCAACUCUUUGCCUGAAAAGGUAGCCGUUCAGCGAGUAGAGGAAAGACUUUCCGCCCUCGGAAAUGUCAUUGUUUGCAAUGACUAUGUUGCCCUUGUCCAUCCUGAUAUUGACAGAGAGACUGAAGAGAUCAUUGCUGAUGUUUUGGGCGUUGAGGUUUUCCGCCAAACCAUCGCAGACCAAGUUUUGGUCGGAUCCUACUGCUCCUUGAGCAACCAGGGUGGUAUUGUUCACCCACGUACAUCCAUCCAAGACCAAGAUGAACUUUCAUCCUUGUUGCAGAUUCCUCUUGUCGCUGGUACCGUCAACCGUGGUUCUGAUGUUAUUGGAGCUGGUUGCGUCGUCAAUGACUGGUGUGCCUUCGCUGGUAUGGACACCACCUCUACUGAAUUGAGUGUCAUGGAGAGCAUUUUCAAGUUGCAAGACGCGCAACCUACUGCUAUUGUCAACGAGAUGCGCGACUCCUUGGUUGAUACCUACUCAUAG